Tarenaya hassleriana is the source of this 2920-nucleotide messenger RNA. RefSeq names its product transcriptional corepressor LEUNIG-like. The record is from RefSeq and is a predicted model, not a curated record. The transcript is spliced from 18 exons. Lineage: Eukaryota; Viridiplantae; Streptophyta; Magnoliopsida; Brassicales; Cleomaceae. Bases 194 to 2761 code for a protein of 855 amino acids. Gene Ontology annotation, molecular function: protein binding. Gene Ontology annotation, cellular component: nucleus.
CAGAUUAUCUUCGUCCUUCUUUGGCAUAUUUUCUACGUUUUCGAAAAGCCAGUGGGCAUGUUCUUUCUCAUCAGAACACAGUCCUGAGGGGUUCUUAGCCUGACAUUCUUUUUUCUCGUCCUUCGAAAUCGUCUCCCUUUUUCGCUUUUUCCUCAAGUUUCGUGGUCGUUGCUCUUGGCCCAGUACAGUAAUCAUGUCGCAGACGAAUUGGGAGGCCGAUAAAAUGUUGGAUGUCUACAUCUAUGACUACCUUGUAAAGAGGAAGUUACAUGCUUCUGCAAAGGCUUUUCAGGCGGAGGGCAAAGUAUCAACCGAUCCUGUCGCUAUUGAUGCUCCUGGUGGGUUUUUGUUCGAGUGGUGGUCUGUGUUUUGGGACAUAUUCAUUGCCCGGACAAAUGAAAAGCACUCAGAAGCUGCCUCUGCUUAUCUCGAGAGUCAAAUGCUCAAGGCACGGGAGUUGCAGCAGCAACAACAACAGAGACAGCCCCAACAGAAUCAGCAAAUGCCGAUGUCACAAGUUAUGUUACAAAGACAGCAACAACAGCAACAGCAGCAACAAAGACGCGAUGGUAAUGGCCCACUUCUGCACGGAGCUUCCGGAACUUUUAUGGGAAGUGAAAGUCAUAUUAGGCAGAGCCCUUCAACUUCAGGUGCCUUGGCUGCUAAGAUAUACGAAGAUCGGCUAAAGCUUCCUCUUCAGAGGGAUUCCUUAGUUGAUGAUGCUGCUUUGAAGCAAAGGUUCGGUGACAAUUCGGGCCAGAUUAUGGACCCGAAUCAGGCAUCGAUACUAAAAGCAGCCGCAAUGGGUGGGCAGACCGGCGGGGGUUUAUUGCAUGGUGCCCCUGGUGCCAUUUCUGGAAAUCUUCAACAAGCUCAAAUUCGGAAUCAACAGCUGCCUUUAUCUGCACAGGAUGGGAGAAAUGAUGUGGGCUCAAUGAUGAAUUCCAGAGGUGCAGCACCUGAUGGAUCAUUUGUCGGCGUCCAUGGAACCAAUCCAGGUGGUGGCAACUUGACAUUGAAAGGAUGGCCUUUGGCUGGCCUCGAUCAAAUCAGAUCAGGGAUUCUUCAGCAACAAAAAUCUCUGGUUUCACCUUCUCAAGCUUUUAGCCAGCUCCCGUUGCAACAACAGCUGUUACUUCAGGCCCGAAACUUGACAUCGCCAUCUGCAAGUGAUUUAGAAGUUAGGAAACUGAAAAUGCUACUCAGCAAUCAGAACAUGAACCUCGGAAAGGAUGGCUCACUAAAUUCUGUCGGCGAUGUCCCAAACAUAGGAUCGGCAAUUCAACCGGGCUGCCCUCCUCUGCCUCGUGGAGAUCCCGAAAUGCUAAUUAAGCUACAACAGCAACAGCUUCUCAACAACAGCCAACAGCCCCCAAGUUACCAACAAGACCAGCUUUCGAGUCAGCAGUCUCAGAAUUCGGGUCACAUUCUUCAGCAACCGGAUAAAGCUAUCGGCUCAGGAAACGUGAAUAUGGACGGUAGCAUGUCCAACACUUUCCAGGGCAACGAACAGGCGUCGAAGAAUCAGAUGGCAAGGAAAAGGAAACAACCGGCAUCUUCAUCCGGCCCUGCAAACAGCUCGGGAACUGCUAAUACAACGGGGCCGUCGCCGAGCUCACCGUCAUCCCCUUCGACCAAUCAGACACCGGGAGAUGUUAUGUCUAGAUCCAGCUUACCACCUACUGGUAUUACAUCAAAAUCUAUGCUUAUGUAUGGUUCUUCUGAUGGUGUUGGUCCACUUCCCCCUUCAUCAAAUCAACUAGCCAAUAUGGACCGCUUUGUAGAUGACGGAACUUUAGAUGACAAUGUGGAUUCAUACAUAACUAACGAUGAUGUUGAACCUAGAGAUGGUGGCAGCAAUACCGGUGUCGGAAAAGGUUUUACAUUUACGGAGAUCCAACACGUUUCUGCGAGCAUGAGUAAAAUUGAAUGCUGCCAUUUCUCGUCCGACGGAAAGCUUCUUGCUACUGGUGGGCACGACAAAAAGGCUGUAUUAUGGUCUACAGACUCAUUUGCAAUGAAGUCUAUUCUUGAGGAGCAUGUUCAGUGGAUUACCGAUGUCCGUUUUAGUCCUAACGUCUCUCGGCUCGCCACUUCCUCGGCCGAUAAAACUGUCCGUGUCUGGGAUGCUGAUAAUCCGGGGUAUUCUCUCCGUACGUUCACGGGACAUUCAACAACAGUCACGUCGUUGGAUUUCCACCCGAGUAAGGAGGAUCUUCUUUGUUCGUGCGACAAUAACAGCGAGAUACGGUACUGGAGUAUAAAGAAUGGCAGCUGUGCCGGCGUUUUCAAGGGAGGUGCAACACAGAUGAGGUUUCAGCCUGGAGCCGGGAGGAUUCUUGCAGCUGCAGCUGACAAUUAUGUAUCCAUACUCGAUGUCGAGACUCAAGUUUGCAGGCGCAAAUUACAGGGUCACAAGGGAGUGGUGCACUCGGUCUGUUGGGAUCCGUCGGGGGAAUAUCUGGCUUCGGUGAGCAGCGAUAUGGUGAGAGUGUGGUCCAUCGGGUCGAGCAACAAAGGCGAAUGCAUUCACGAGCUGAGCUCGAGCGGAAACAAAUACAACACCUGCGUUUUCCAUCCCACCUAUACUCCCCUUCUCAUUAUCGGCUGCUACGAGACGCUGGAGCUGUGGAACAUGGCGGAGAACAAGACGAUGACUCUGCACGCCCACGACAAUCUUGUCUCUGCGUUGGCCGCUUCAAACGUCUCCGGAAUGAUCGCUUCGGCCAGCCAUGACAAGUUUUUCAAGAUCUGGAAGUGAUUCUUCUUCUUUUGGGAAUUGGAGUUGAUACUAUGUCUCACCUUUUCCCCCUUUUUUCCCCUAUAAAUUUUGUGUCUAUCACUGACUUUUAUUUUGUUGGGUUGUUUGUAUAUCAAAGGAGGAAUGUUUAUACAAAAACAAAAAAAAUAAUUUAGAAUU